CAACAGGAGUUAUUGUGUCGUGGUGAGACUAUUUCAGCUUAAUUAGAAGUCUCGAAUUUAAGCCUAUGGUAUAGAGAAAAUUUUGUUGAUAGUAGCACUCCUGAAUAAACUUUGCACUGCCCGAACCAAAUCCAGAUUAAGCUCGAAUUCCAGAUUCUCAGUGGCCAUGUACUCCUUGGUUGUUUUCUCAAAGGAACUGCUGCCACACAAACCACUUUCAAAAGUUCAUCUGCAUCAAAGGGAUUGUUUUCUUCAACUUUUGGCAGGUAGAGACUCCAACUCAUCUCUUCCCACCCCCCAACCCAGAAAUAAAAUUAAUCCUCUAAAUCUCCGUUGUGUAUAAAACGGAGCAGAGAGAGUACUAAGAAUAACAAAUGAGGGAGUGCACGUGUAAUAUCACGAAAAGAGUGGUUCAGUGAGGGGUGGGAAAGAAACUCAAAACUCAAAACACGAAUCACCUCAAAAGCUUAGAAACCUGUCAGGGCCUCGAGCAUUAGUUAGCCUUGUGAAACAAGAUAGAGAACAAAACACCAAGAAAUAGAACUUUCUCCAAAAUCUCAGACACACAUGAAACCCGACCCCAGAUAGCAGCAAAACCCCACCUCGUUUCUCUUCCCCACCUCGUUUCCUCAUCAAAUCACCACUGUUCCACCACCCAAAGCCACUGGAAACAACCUCCGAAAAUGCCAUGAAACCCGACCCCAGAUAGCAGCAAGCUUACGAGCUCGAAACCAACAGCUUCAACGCUACUAGACAAAAACAAUCAGCUACUAGCAGCUUCGAGCUCCGGCGCACUCGCAAAGAGGCAGACCCAUAUCGCUUCCUUUCCUUCUUCUCGUAUGAGGUAGCUGGGAAUUGACAUAGCAAAUUUAUGGUCUCUGAAGCACUGCAACAGUUUUUCAUGGCUACCAAACUUGCAUGUUCAUCAUCUCUGCCAUGGAUUUGGGUGAUUGAAGCACUGGCAACUUCCAGUGAGAUAGACACAUCUUUACUCAUCAAUUUGCUUAAGAGGACUCCUGAAAUCUCUGAUGAUCUGGGGAGAAAUGCAAGGGAAAUGGUUUCCUUGAGAGUUUUAGAGAGCUUAUUUGUUCAGAAAAACUCAGAUGCAAAUAGUGUUGCUUCAGUUCCAGGUGAGAAAGUUGAACUUGAUCCGUCAAGGGACUGUGAAGAUGUCCUUCGCUGCAUAUUGUUGGAGGUGUCUGCAUCAAAUCUAAAAACAGCUACGCCAGAUAUGUUAAAGUGGGAUGUUCUCUCAUUCAUUAUGAAAAAGAGAUCUAUCUUGCCGAAGUGUCACUUGCAACAAUUUAAAGAUGCCAUUGUGAAAUCGACGAAUCCUUUUUCCACUUCCUUGAAAGAAAGAAGUGGAUUGGAGUUGGGGAACCACUACAGAGACAGUGUUACUGCUGAUGCUAUUGAUUGUGAUGGCUUUAACGAGGGACAUGAAAUAGGAGGUGUGAAUACCCGACGUUCUGCACCAACUGAGUACUUGGAUACUUCAACACAGGGCAACAAGAAUGGCCUGCAAGAAAAUCAGCCUGGAAGCACUCUGCUGCCGGUUAAGAGAAGUUUUAAUGCCCCUAGUGCUUAUGAAGCCACACCAGAGAAAAGUUCUGAUCCAUGUGCAAAGGCUGCCAAAAAGUUUAAGCAGGAUGUUGCUGGUCCCAUUCAGAACACUGUUCCUGAUUUGAUAUCGUCUCAAAGAGAUGGAGUCCCAGCAGAAUCAUGUGGAGGAAGUCAAUCUAUUGUUCAAAAAAGGAACUCGGAAGAUGAUGGUACCCUCAAAGCAAAUGGAUGCCUGAAGGAUGGUAAAGCAAAGCAUGCUGCAUCAGCAAGUGUUUUAUGUGGCAUUGACUCUAGUAUCAAGGAUCGGUUGCCUCAAAGAAUGAGUUCAGACAAGAAGUUCCAAAGUAUUGAAAGUAGCAGCAAUUGUUGUGCUGAACUGGGAACAUCAAGUGACUCAUCCCUGCGUGUGAUUCAGCAGGAUUCUCGCACUUGUGGCUCCAAAGGUGACAUGGAUUAUAAUCUUCCACAAGAUCUGCAAAAUGGCGAACCUUCUAAUGCAGACAAAGAGAAUAUCGAGCAAAGUCGUGAAUCUGAGUUCUCUGGUGAUACUGAUAAGUAUCACAAUGAGAGUACUGAUCUUGCUUCACAGAAAAAUGAUUUCUUGAACUUGCAAUACGCUCAGGGUGAAGAUUCUUUGGCAACUGUUGGCUGUACAGAGCUUAAUAUUUGUGUGAAGUGUCAUGAGGGGGGGAACUUAUUAGUUUGUAGUUCUGAGACUUGCUCUUUGGUGGUUCAUGAGAGUUGCUUGGGUUCUGUAUUCAACUUUUAUUACAAAGGAAGCUUCUAUUGCCCCUUUUGUACAUAUUCUCGAGUCAUUUCUGAGAACCUGGAAGGUAAGAAGAAGGCCUCACUUGCUAAGAAUGAUUUGACUGCAUUUAUUGGCUUGGGAGCUGGACAACAAUCAAAGAAGUCACUACCUAGGUCACAAGGAAUGAAGAAGCAUCAAUAUCAAGAGGAUACAAUUGUACAGUUGUGCCGCAAUGUAAAGGGUAAGAAUUCAUUGAAUGAGAAUAGAAACAAAAAUUCUUUAGAGAAGGAUGGAGAAGCAAGAAGUCGUCCAGUCACUACAAAUUCAAUGCGUGCCAAAGUCACGCAGAUCCAUCCACCUCAACCACAUGUUCCUCAUGAACAUGUGUGCCAAGAAAAUUCUGAAGAAGAACAAGAUGAGAUAGGUUCCAGAUACCAUGUACAAUCUAGGAAUCAAGUAAACAAUCCCUGUCCCUGGAUUCCUAAACUGAGGAGGAAGAACCUCCCAUGGACAAAAAUGGAGGAGAAAACAUUAAAGGAGGGAUUUCUACGAUUCUCAGAUUGUGGUGAUAGAUGGAAGAGGAUUUUGGCAUUUGGAGGUGAUGUUUUCCUGAAAGCUCGGACAUCCGGGGACCUCAAAGAUAAGUGGAGAAACAUUAGCAGAGCAAGCAAGAAAGCAACAUAAAGGAUUUUGGCUUGUGGGUCUGUUGAUUUGGAAUCACCGUGGAAGAGGAGAAUGCAGAGACUAUUGCAACAGUUCAAGAUGCUGCUAACUUGAUUGAGGAUCUUGUUCUCCUACAAAUA
This is a messenger RNA of Solanum tuberosum (potato), 3114 nucleotides long. RefSeq lists its product as uncharacterized. The transcript is spliced from 8 exons. The coding region runs from base 872 to 2995 and encodes 707 amino acids. The record is from RefSeq and is a predicted model, not a curated record. Lineage: Eukaryota; Viridiplantae; Streptophyta; Magnoliopsida; Solanales; Solanaceae.